GACACGCUCUCCCAUUUCAAGGGAAAGUGAUACAUAUAUCCCCACCGGGAUCGUAAAAUUUCUCCUACCCUCGCUUCUGCUACCUCAAUCCUCCAAGAAGCAAGCCUUGGGCGCAGAUAUAUAUCCAAUACUCAAUACUUUUACACUUGUCUGCAGUAAUCAACCCCCUCCCACAGCCACCGGUUCCAAGGCUGGUCACUUCUCUUCCCGAAAGGUCGAAGCCCAGCCCAAGAGGAAAGAUAAUCCACACAUUGCCAGGGUCUCAGAGCGCAAAAUUGCCGGUGAUCGAAUCGGUGAUCAAUAGAAGCAGCUGCAGGGGAUAUUGAUCCCGUCGGCUAGGCCUUGCUUUCAGGUCGAGUUAGCAUUAUAUCACCACCCUCUGACUCUCUUCCUCUCCCUCUUCCCCUCUCUCCCUCUCCAGCUCUCCCUCUCUCCACCACCACCCGGCACUACAGUCCCUGGCACGAUCAUAGCAACCAUCCCUCUAUUCGUCGCGUAAGGAACCAAACAGCCUCCAUCCUCUGGUUUAUCCCGACACCCCUGAGAAUCGAUUACCGGUAAGUCCAGGCUCUUUUAUUCAUGUUGCAUUUCCGUUCCGCUUCUUUCCUUUUGGGAUACGGGGAGAUGCCCGGGUCCAGUUCAUGUUUGCAUUACGAGGAUGAUGUGGAUGCGGGCCCGUUGCAAGGGAGGGAUGGCUCAAUUACCGCAUUGCGAUGGAGGGAUAUAAGAUUGAUCGCUGUGCUGGGUGUGGUGUUUUCCGGGUUGCGGAUAUUGCGGAUUAUGGAGGGCGGGCGCGGGGGAGGGGGGGAGGGUGGUGGUGGUAGUGGUGGUGGGCGUUAUGAAAUGUGGAUUUCCGGGAUAUGCCCCAUCGGCGUUAUCGGUAUCCCUGUCGAAAACGCGACACCCAGCACAAUGGAUCACUGAGAAUAUUCCUCCUCUCUGUUCCUAUCCUUCCUCCUCCUUUCCCUUCUUCAGCCGUAGCACAGCUCGCAAGAGCUGGGGAACAACGCUCCUUCUCCCAAUCGCAUCACCCCCUUUUUAUGCAUUUCUACCCGUACCCUUCUCCUUCUCCACGGCUAGCGGUUCCCCCUCAUCCACCCCACCCUUGCGGCUAGUCUCCAUCCAAUCAAUUGUUGCACCAAAGCACUGUACCCAUUCGUCGCAGCCAAUCAAGGAUGCCCGGAUGGUGGCAGGAGCUCACGGCCGGAUGAUGGGAACCAUGUGGCCUCUCAUGAGCCGGCGGGAGAGGAUUUAAGUCAUCUACCUGUACCCUUCCCAUGGGGUCUCCUGAAUCGUUAUUUCUGUUGACCUCUGCUCGGUUGCCUGACCUGUGUUUGUCGUUGUAUUGGGAAGAAUUCUCGGUUACUGACCAUCCUCUCACGCAGGCGCCGCCGCAAGCAACGCUUUCUUUCUAGGCACCACACCACCCCCAUCCACCAUGACUGUGGGUGCUGAGAACGCUGCGAACGACAGGAAGGUCCCUAAGAUCUCAAUGGCAAAUUAUGCUGAGCGCAAGGAUGAGAUCGCGAGAGAGAUAAUCCAUGCUGCGGAAAACAACGGAUUCUUCAUCCUGGAGAAUCAAGAGUCUCCCUCGGUUGCUGAGAUUGAGGAGAUGUUUGCUCUUUCGUGAGUCGUGCAUGCUGACCCCCCGGAACAAAGGACCCCCUUCUGAUUGCAACUGGAGUAGGGAGCGAUUUUUCCACCUCCCACAAACGACAAAAUCCAAGACACCGUUUAUCAAGGCCGAGAAUACCGGUUGGGAAACCUGUUCCCAGAUACGCCCAUCCACCGGACUGCCCGAUCAGAAGGAAUCGCUUCAGCUCCAGUAUCACCGUCGAGGCGACAGGACGUGGCCACAAGAGCCAUCAAUCCCCGAACUCGCUCAAACCGUCACCUCGUUCAUGGAGAAGACCCACUCGCUUUCCAUGAACGUCCUCAGCGUUUUUGCCCUCGCCCUGGGCUUUCCGGAAGACUUCUUCGUUAAGGCUCACGACGUCAGUCGCCCGGAUGCCCAGUCAACACUGCGUCUACUCCAUUAUCACGACAUCACCGGAACCCAAUACCCGUCGAACUACUGGCGCGCGGGGGCCCACACCGACUAUGACUGCUUAACCAUGCUAUUUCAAAAGACUGGCGAGGACGGGCUGGAGAUUUGCCCCGGGAGGGAGGCCCACACAAGCUUCGGAACGGGAGAUCACUGGACCCCAGUCAAAGCCAAGACCGGCGAGAUUGUGUGCAACAUAGGGGAUAUGUUGAUGGCCUGGAGCGACGAUAGGUUCAAGAGUUUGUAUCACAGGGUUCGGUGUCCCGGUCUGAGUGAACGGCAGACGUCGAGAUAUAGCAUUGCGUUAGUGUCCCUCUCUGUAUUCACCAGAGAAGUAAUUGACAUUGGAAUACAGUUACUUCAACCAAGCGAAUAAGAACGUGGAGAUCAAGGGUCCAUUGGGUAAAUACCCGGUCAUGACUGCGCACAAAUACAUUCUCGAUGCAAUUAAGCGCAAUUACGGCGAAUUUGAAAGGACGAACGCCCUCGCCGCAACCUAGCCUAACAUUGCCCUUAUCUUUCCCCUUUUUCUUUUCUUAAACUCAAUUUACUUUCGCUAUAGGUUACUGGGUAUUCUUAUAAUCGGUGUCGUGGACGGGUUACUUCCAUGCAUGGUCAAAGGAUCGGGGUGUUGCUCGGAUUAACAUUUUUCAUCUUUUUUCAUUUUUUUCAUCAGCGUCUGCUUUUUUUUCUUUUCUUUUUUUCCCUUGUGCGCUCGGUGCAUGGAGUGAGACUGAGGUUAUGCUUUUUUUAACGGGAAUUCCCGGAGUCUGGUGGGAGGAUGCUCAGGGGGUUCAUGCGUCGCUUAUCUUAAAUUAUCCCGACGGGAAUGAACGAUUUGUAAUUGGAUUUGUCGGAAGUAUUACGGUACUUCAAUAUGAUGGAUGGUGGGAAUAUGUUGGGGGCUACCUGCCGUGCCACAAGAUUUAGGAAAUGACGAGGGUCAUAUGUUGAUAUUUAGACACCGCUCAUUGGUAUAAGUAGAACGGUCUUGGGAGCAUGUAUCGAGCAAACAGGAAUCAUUCUCUUGACCUUUGAUCCACCCUGUUCCGCCUGUCUUCUGUCUUUAACGUCUGGCUCCUCCUGUGUGGCCCCCGACACGAAUUGACAGGAGUUUGGUGAGUGAGAAGUUGUGAUUUUUUUUGCCGGAUGGUUUUAAUCUGUUUGGUAUCCUUACAUGAUCCCAUGAGAACGAAUCGCUAAUUAUUACCUAUUGGCUAGGGAAUUCCAAUAUGCGAGGGGGGAUUGGACAUGGUCGGGCUCCGUCCUCCCUAAAAAAAAACCGGGGCUAAUGGUCGCUCGUCGAGAGCACUGCCUGGGGCGAUUACUUGUACAGGCUACCUACAACCGGCAUCUCAGCACGUGCGAGGUGCAUGCUGCGAUACAAAUAUCCCAGUGGACCAAUCCUUCCACAAGAUGUAUGAUACCUCAGAAAAAAACUCGGUCCAGAAACGGCCCAACUUUUCCAAACUUUCCGGGGAAAGUGUCAGCCACCACCGACUGAUACCUAAUAGAGAAAGAAUCAUGAUGAUAGUGGUAGUGGGGUGCUAGGAAAAGAGAAGGAAAAGAGAAGGAAAAAAGAAGAAAAAA
Molecule: messenger RNA, 3634 nt
Organism: Tuber aestivum (summer truffle)
Lineage: Eukaryota; Fungi; Ascomycota; Pezizomycetes; Pezizales; Tuberaceae
Source: the annotation of a GenBank genome assembly